AUGGAUAGAGUUAGAUAUGAGCAAGCUAUUAAACUAAUUGAAAAAUUGACAAAGUCCGAACUACAAGAAUGUAUCAGAGAAAUUAAUACAUCGUCAGCUCAACAGAUCAAGAUCAAAACCCAAGGAAAUAAAGCUAUUUUAAUUGAAAAUUUAUUAAAUCAUUUAAAAACAACAUUUUUAUCAAACGAUUGCCAUAACCCAAACAGCAACCUGAAAUUUAAAACAUCUCCAUUUAUUAUAAUUAAUGGACAAUUAGGACCGACAAGGAUUUGCACUGAGAAAAAAAAUGUUAUUCAUUUGAAUUUUCGUCUUGAUCCAAGUCAAGUCGAAGUAUUGAAAACAAGGCAAGAAGCGUUGAUUGAAUUCCCAAAUCUUUGUCUGAUUAAAGUCAACAAAACAAAUGUUGAUGCUGUAAUUAUCAUCACAUUAGAUCUCAUGAAAUUAAGUUUAAAGAAUAGACCUGGGACAGUUCAUCCUCAAGAUAUAACGGAGCUCUGCAAAAAAGAUUCAUCAUGUGAAAAUAAGAUUGAAUUUCAUUAUGAAAAUACUUCAAAAGAUUAUAUACUUAUGUUAUAUUUAGUGAAAAAGGUAACGGUAGAAGAGAUUGUUAAUAGAAUUAAAAAUGGAAAGUAUAUCUCAAAAGAAAUUGUUCUAGAGAAAAUUAAAAAAUCACGUCAAGAUUCUGAGGUUGUUGCAACUUCGAGUGUAGUUUCAUUGAAGGACACGUUGUCACAUAGUAGAAUUAAUUUACCAUGUAGAUCAAUCCAAUGCAAUCAUCUUCAAUGCUUUGACGUUUACUCAUAUUUUAAGAUGAAUGAACAGACUCCUACUUGGACAUGCCCAAUAUGUCAUAAAAUACUUGAUUCAUGGGAAGAAAUUGUAGUUGAUGGUGAAGACAAUUCAUCUGAAGGUGACUCAGGUUCAAGCCCAGGCUCAGAUUCAUCUAAUUUGUCAAAUUCACCCAACGCUGAUUCAGAUAAUUCAGAUGAAAAUGAUUCAGAUGAUGAGUCAGAUGACAAUGAUUAUAAGCAUGCUAAAAAUAAGAAUAUUAAAAACAAUGUUACAAAUAAUAGAAUAUUCAAAAAAUCAAAUAGUCCAAUUUUCAUCGAUCUUACACAAAGCAGUAGUGACGAAGAAAUUGAUAACGAUACGGGAUUUAAUAAAACCAAAGUACACAACCACAUUAAUAAUAGCGAUAAUAAGUGUAAAUCCAAUAAUGAUAAUUGCAAUAUUACCAAGUUGUUCAGGAAACACUUAAUUUCAAAUACUCCUCCAAAAACUAGUCCAGUAUUUCCUAAACUAUCGAAUCCAAAUACAACAGCAACAAAAUUGUUAACAACAACAGCAUCACCAUCGCCUACAACAGCAACAACUGUUACUCCAAUUGAAUCUUCUGGCAUAAUCAUUCCACAUAAUAAUCAAGAGCCAAUCAAAAUUAAAGAAAAACAUAGUAAACUAAAACUCGCUAUUAACCGAGAAAUCACCCCUGGCUUUGUUGAUACUAGUCCAAGAGGUCAAGAAAUCAAUGUUUCAAAGUUGCUAUUGGAGCAAAUCGAGAAAAUAAAAAAGAAGUCAAAGGCGCUUACAAUAGGCUCGAAAGAUUUCAAUCCAGUCGCUUUCUUGGAUAAAUUUCAUGAAAAAAAAAAUGCUGAAGUGGAGAGCUCACAAGCACCAGAAUAUAAAGUCGAGUAUGAUCGUGUAAAGAAUGUCGUAUCGAGCAGACUUGAAUACUUUAAUCGUGUGUUUACGUGUCAAACUGAAAAAAAGAAUAAAUUAAAAUUGGAAAGAAGAAAUGCCAAAAGAAAUGUUGCUUUGCAAUGUAUAGAAACUAUUAAAAAAAGUCAUCUUUUUGAUACUCUGAUUACCGUAAUUCAAAUAGAAGAUAAUGUGUUUUCCACUGAAAUGGAAGAAGUAAAAUAUUCUUCACAGGCUUUUCUUAACGCGUUUCAUCAAAAAAUCAUUAUAGGAGAUCAGCCUAAAUACACAAUAGUCACACUACCACAACCUAAGCUCAAUAAAGUAGAAAAUAAAAUGGAUGUUGAUGAGCCAAAUCAACAAAUUGAACUUGACGGGCAAAAUGAUGGACAAAAUGAACAAAUUAAAAAAACAAAGAACAAACCAGCGAAGUGCUUCAUCUGCAUACUUAAAUAUCUCGGAAAAAAAUUCAAAUCUGGUGCAUAUAAUAAUGUUGAAGGAGCAGAGAGAGAGUCGGCUGAUAAAUGUGUCGCCUAUCUUACACGUAUCAGGCCAUAUGAUGUUCGGCUAGUCAAAGAGCUAGAAUUCAAACGAAAUCCUAACUUGGAUAAAUUAUUUGACUCGCAUAAAAUCAGAGUUGACAAUUUCAAUAUUCAUGAUAAAGAAUGCACAGUACCUCAAUCCAAACUUUGGAUUGAUAGAAUAAUCGCUGAGAAUCCAGACAAACUACCACAUGUAAUACUUCAAGAAUUCUGUCUAAAAUUCAAAAUAGGACAAGUACAUUUCAUUCCAAACGAAGCAGGAGAAGGUAGAUUCAAUUAUACACUAAAAAUUGAUGGUAGAGAACCAGUUAGAACUUCCGUGUGGUUUACCGAUGAGACGGAUGCUAAAGCUUAUGUUGCUAAAAAGGAACUAACUGCGCUUUUAAACUUGUAUGAAAUUAACGAACAAGAGGAACUUUUAAGAGUCGCUAAUGAUUAUAAAUUGAAGAUUGGUUUAAUCAGUAAAGAAUAA
Entrophospora sp. SA101 is the source of this 2709-nucleotide messenger RNA. NCBI's taxonomy places the organism in Eukaryota, Fungi, Glomeromycota, Glomeromycetes, Entrophosporales, Entrophosporaceae. The record is from the annotation of a GenBank genome assembly.